Apus apus (common swift) is the source of this 932-nucleotide messenger RNA. RefSeq names its product mitochondrial ribosomal protein L14 (gene MRPL14). Gene Ontology annotation, cellular component: ribosome; mitochondrion. The record is from RefSeq and is a predicted model, not a curated record. The coding region runs from base 201 to 641 and encodes 146 amino acids. NCBI's taxonomy places the organism in Eukaryota, Metazoa, Chordata, Aves, Apodiformes, Apodidae. Gene Ontology annotation, molecular function: structural constituent of ribosome. Gene Ontology annotation, biological process: translation. The transcript is spliced from 4 exons.
GCUCCGCGCCGUGGCGCCGCGCAUGCGCAGGGGCUGGCGGGCGGAGGGGCUGCGGUGCCCGCGGAGGUCUGUGCACAGGGCCUGAUCCGUCUGAACCCUGAGCGCUGAUUUGUGCUGUGAAGCAGACUGAGAAACGCUGGCCCUGAAACGCGGCACGGGAGCCAAAAUGCCACACAGCAGGGCAGGUUGCCAGAAUCCAAAUGGCUCUCUUGAACAGGCAGCUGGGUUCAUCCUUAACCCACCUAAGCAGCACAGUGACCCAGCGACACUUCAGUAUCACUGGGGCAUGCCAAGCAAUACAGAAACUCACCCGUGUGCGAGUGGUGGACAACAGCGCCCUGGGGAACACGCCGUACCACCGGCCACCAAAAUGUAUCCACGUGUAUAACAAGACUGGAGUUGGCAAAGUAGGAGAUAAAAUCCUUCUGGCUAUCAAAGGAGAGAAGAAGAAGGCUUUGAUUGUAGGGCACAAGAUGCCUGGUCCCCCCAUGACGCCUAGAUUUGAUUCUAACAAUGUGGUACUCAUAGAAGACAAUGGAAAUCCAGUAGGGACUAGAAUAAAAACCCCAAUACCCUAUACCCUGCGACAGAGAGAAGGAGAGUUCUCCAAAGUAUUGGCCAUUGCCCGCAAUUUUGUAUGAAAGCUAAGAAAGUUUUUUGGCCAUCCUGAUUAUCACCUUUCAUACAGUAGCUGUUCCUUGGUCCUUUUCUAGAAAAUGAUGAAACAUGAAAAAGUUGACUCAUCAAGAGUCUCUCUGUUUAAGAAUUACUAGCAACUUGUUUAAAUAUUGAAAUACCUUUUUUUUUUUUUCCAAAAUAAGGUUGAUUUGUUUCACAAAACUGUUGCAUUGUGUUGGGGAAAUGUUCCUUCACUCUCACUGCUCUGGUGGUGUGUAUUUGGACUCUAAUCAUUAAAAGGAGAACAAUGAAAA